GAUCAUUUAUGUUUGAGUGUCUCUUUUUAUCUUCAGAAGGCCUAUAUUGCGGUCUAUCCAGCUGCCAUGGCAUCUCCAGGCGGACAAGGAGGGGGAAUUUUGUCCACUCGAGGAGGAGCCGGUUCCAGGAGGAUGAAGUGGGCUCUGGAGCUGAGUUUAGGCAACACUAGGUGUCGUAGCGACCGCCAGGCCGGCCAGGGAGAUGUCGUUUAUCCCAUUGGCUAUUCAGAGAAGCCUGUUCCCGACACCAGCAUUCAGGAAACGGACAAGAAUCUGGUGGAGAAGCGAUGCUGGGAUGUUGCCCUGGGCCCUCUCAAACAGAUCCCCAUGAACCUGUUCAUCAUGUACAUGUCAGGGAACACCAUCUCCAUCUUCCCCAUUAUGAUGGUGUGCAUGAUGGCUUGGAGGCCCAUUCAGGCUCUGAUGUCUAUGUCUGCCACUUUUAAGCUGUUGGAGAGCUCCAGUCAACAGUGGCUUCAGGGACUGGUCUACUUGGUGGGUAACCUGCUGGGCUCGGCGUUGGCCGUCUACAAGUGUCAGUCAAUGGGGCUGCUACCCACACACUCGUCCGAUUGGCUGGCUUUCAUUGAGCCUCCUCAGAGGAUGGAAAUGAUGGGCGGAGGGAUGGUGUUAUGAAGCGGACGGCGCAUAGACUCGUUAGUCAACUAUUUCCGGCAUCUGUUGCGGCAGCCAUUGCGACCCCGGCGCAGGAGGGAGCCUUCGAUGCGCUGUCAGCAGCCAGCAUUUUUGGCAAUGUCUUACUUUGUUUUUGCCUUGUUUCUUUUUGGACAGAGAUGUUGUUUAUCAGUCUGCGUGUGUGCGUGCGUGUGUGUGUGUGCGCGUUUCCUCUGCAUGUUUCAUGGAAUGUCAUGCCUCACCUGACACCAAGAUUUUUUUUUUAGUAUGCCUGUGUUCUGACAGGAGUCAUUUCUCUUCAUCUGCUUCCUCUUACUCCAUCAGCCAGAAAUGUGUCACUAAACUCUUUAAUUUAUACAGAUUUGCCCUCUUGAAAUAAAUCCUUGAUUUCAAAA
Hippocampus zosterae (dwarf seahorse) is the source of this 1031-nucleotide messenger RNA. RefSeq names its product ER membrane protein complex subunit 4 (gene emc4). Gene Ontology annotation, cellular component: EMC complex. Gene Ontology annotation, biological process: protein folding in endoplasmic reticulum. Lineage: Eukaryota; Metazoa; Chordata; Actinopteri; Syngnathiformes; Syngnathidae. The record is from RefSeq and is a predicted model, not a curated record. Bases 67 to 636 code for a protein of 189 amino acids. The transcript has 5 exons.